GCUGUCUCCCGACGAUGUUAGAAAUUACCUGGCAUCUCUGAAUUUGAAUGAUAUUGCUCAUUUUGAAGUUAUCGACAUACGGAUUUUUGCAUUUUCGAAUACCACACUGCAAAAGCACAAACAACUCGAAAUGCCGAUCGAAAAUCUUGAAGAACAAGGCUUAGAGAAGAAUCCAAAUCUUGAGUUGUCGCAGAUCAAAUUUUUGCUAAGCUUGCCAGAAUAUAGUCAGGAUAAAUUACUGGUCGACAAAUUGCAAACCGCGAUAAAAACAGACCAGAUGGCUCCUUGGUAUGAAGAAGUGUGCAACGAACUUGGCUGGAAUAUUGACCAACAAUUGCUUUCUGAUAUGAAGGAAGUUAAUCGGAAAAAGUUGGAUGAAUUAGAUGCUGUCAUUGAAGAUGCAGAAAAAAAUCUUGGAGAAAUGGAAGUCAGAGAAGCUAACUUGAAAAAAUCGGAAUACCUUUGUCGAAUUGGCGAUAAGGAGGGAGCCAUUUCGGCGUUCAGAAAAACCUAUGAUAAAACUGUUUCCCUAGGACACCGUUUGGAUAUUGUGUUCCACAACAUACGUAUUGGUCUUUUUUAUCUGGAUCAUGAUCUUAUCACAAGAAACAUUGAAAAGGCUAAAACCUUAAUUGAAGAAGGCGGAGAUUGGGACCGGCGCAACCGCUUAAAAGUUUAUCAGGGAGCAUAUUGUGUUGCGAUUCGAGAUUUCAAGUCGGCCGCAAAUUUCUUUUUGGAUACCGUCAGCACAUUCACCAGUUACGAACUGAUGGAUUACGCUUCUUUCGUGCGGUACACUGUUUAUGUAUCUAUUAUCAGUCUCCCAAGAAACGAACUCAGAGAUAAAGUGGUAAAAGGUGCUGAAAUUCAGGAGGUACUCCAUCAACUUCCUGAUGUAAAAGAAUAUCUAUUUUCUCUAUAUAACUGUCAUUAUUCGGAGUUUUUCAAGAAUCUUGCGUUAGUUGAAACUGUUUUGCGGAAAGAUAUUCUUUUCCAUCCACAUUAUCGUUUUUAUGUACGUGAGAUGAGAAUUCUUGCUUAUACCCAAUUAUUGGAGUCUUAUCGUUCCCUUACUCUCCAAUACAUGGCUGAUGCAUUUGGGGUAAAUGUAGAUUAUAUUGACGGCGAAUUAUCAAGAUUUAUUGCUGCAGGACGUCUUCACUGUAAAGUGGAUCGUGUAGGUGGAAUAGUCGAAACUAAUCGACCAGACAGUAAAAACUGGCAAUAUCAAGCCACGAUCAAGCAGGGUGAUAUACUACUCAACCGUGUGCAAAAACUUAGUAGGGUCAUCAACAUCUAGAAAAGUAUCUUACUUAUGUAUUAAUUAUAUUGCAUCAAAAUCGAUAAUAAACUCAUUUUUUUUACGCAAA
This is a messenger RNA of Malaya genurostris, 1370 nucleotides long. RefSeq names its product 26S proteasome non-ATPase regulatory subunit 6 (gene Rpn7). The transcript has 2 exons. Gene Ontology annotation, biological process: proteasome-mediated ubiquitin-dependent protein catabolic process. The coding region runs from base 131 to 1300 and encodes 389 amino acids. NCBI's taxonomy places the organism in Eukaryota, Metazoa, Arthropoda, Insecta, Diptera, Culicidae. The record is from RefSeq and is a predicted model, not a curated record. Gene Ontology annotation, cellular component: proteasome regulatory particle.